Trachemys scripta elegans is the source of this 2527-nucleotide messenger RNA. It is a transcript of the gene DDX41, whose product is annotated as DEAD-box helicase 41. Gene Ontology annotation, molecular function: zinc ion binding; ATP binding; RNA binding. Gene Ontology annotation, biological process: mRNA splicing, via spliceosome. Gene Ontology annotation, cellular component: spliceosomal complex. NCBI's taxonomy places the organism in Eukaryota, Metazoa, Chordata, Testudines, Emydidae. The record is from RefSeq and is a predicted model, not a curated record.
CUGCAGAAGCUGCUACAGAUGCGCAGGAAGGGGGUGCUGGAGGAGGAGCAGAGGGACAGCAGCAGUGAGCACAGGGGAGAUGAAGAUGAUAUUCCUCUGGGCCCCCAGUCCAACAUCAGCCUCCUGGACCAGCACCAGCACCUUAAAGAGAAGGCGGAAGCGCGCAAGGAGUCGGCCAAGGAGAAGCAGUUGAAGGAGGAGGAGAAGAUCCUGGAGAGCGUGGCAGAGGGUCGAGCUUUGAUGUCAGUGAAGGAGAUGGCAAAGGGCAUCACCUACGACGAUCCGAUUAAAACCAGCUGGAAGGCGCCGCGUUACAUCCUGGGCAUGUCGGAGGCACGGCACGACCGCGUGCGCAGAAAGUACCACGUCCUGGUGGAGGGCGAGGGCAUCCCCCCACCCAUCAAGAGCUUCAAGGAAAUGAAGUUCCCGGCAGCUAUCCUGAGGGGCCUGAAGAAAAAGGGAAUCCAGCAGCCGACCCCCAUCCAGAUCCAGGGCAUCCCCACCAUCCUGUCCGGCAGGGACAUGAUCGGCAUCGCAUUCACUGGCUCAGGGAAAACCCUGGUGUUCACGCUCCCCGUCAUCAUGUUCUGCCUGGAGCAGGAGAAACGGCUGCCAUUCUCCAAGAGAGAGGGACCCUAUGGACUCAUCAUCUGCCCCUCUAGGGAGCUGGCCAGGCAGACCCACGGCAUCCUUGAGUACUACUGCCGCCUGCUGCAUGAGGACAGCCUGCCCCUGCUGCGCUGUGCCCUCUGCAUCGGGGGCAUGUCCGUCAAGGAGCAGAUGGAGACUAUCAAACACGGUGUGCACAUGAUGGUGGCUACCCCGGGCCGCCUCAUGGACCUGCUGCAGAAGAAGAUGGUGAGCCUGGACAUCUGUCGCUACCUGGCCCUGGAUGAGGCCGACAGGAUGAUCGACAUGGGCUUUGAAGGAGACAUCCGCACCAUCUUCUCUUACUUCAAGGGCCAGAGGCAGACCCUUCUCUUCAGUGCCACCAUGCCCAAGAAGAUCCAGAACUUUGCCAAGAGUGCCCUGGUGAAGCCCAUCACCAUCAAUGUGGGGCGAGCUGGAGCUGCCAGCCUGGAUGUCAUACAGGAAGUGGAGUAUGUGAAGGAGGAAGCCAAGAUGGUGUACCUGCUAGAGUGCCUGCAGAAGACCCCGCCGCCCGUGCUGAUCUUUGCGGAGAAGAAGGCUGACGUGGACGCGAUCCACGAGUACCUGCUGCUCAAGGGCGUGGAAGCGGUGGCCAUUCACGGAGGGAAAGACCAGGAGGAGCGGACGAAGGCCAUCGAGGCCUUCCGGGAUGGGAAGAAGGACGUCCUGGUUGCCACCGACGUAGCCUCCAAGGGCUUGGAUUUCCCAGCCAUCCAGCACGUCAUCAACUACGACAUGCCGGAGGAGAUCGAGAACUACGUUCACCGAAUUGGACGUACGGGCCGCUCAGGGAACACUGGCAUCGCCACCACCUUCAUCAACAAGGCCUGUGAUGAGUCCGUGCUCAUGGACUUGAAGGCGCUGCUGUUGGAGGCCAAGCAGAAGGUGCCCCCGGUGCUGCAGGUGCUGCACUGCGGGGACGAGACCAUGCUGGAUAUUGGAGACGAGAGGGGCUGUGCCUUCUGUGGGGGCCUGGGCCACCGUAUCACCGACUGCCCCAAGCUGGAAGCCAUGCAGACCAAGCAAGUCAGCAACAUCGGCCGCAAGGACUACCUGGCACACAGCUCCAUGGACUUCUAGCGCAGGCUCCUGGGCUGCGCUGCUGCCUGUGGUGUGUGCUCGCUGGGCCAGGCAGGAGAGUUCCCUGGAGCCCAGCAGCCUUGGCAGCUGGCCCCACUUCUUCCCAAGAGCAUGUGGGGCCGGGGCUGUCUGCAGGCAGUGCCAUGCCCCUUCCCUCUGGGCUCAGACGUGUCGUAAGGUGCCCUGUGUUGUGUGGGCCAGGGGCCGGUGCUGCUUGGCCAGGCCCCGCGGUUCCUGCUCGGAGAGGAAGUACCGGAGCUAUGCUGCAAUGGCCCAUUACAUCAGCCAGUGUCGCCAUGCAGACAUGGGGCAAGCUGGGGCCCCAGCCUCUCGCAGGCCCUGCAAAGCCCCAUGGCACAGGAAAGCCAUGGCCAGAGGCAAACCCCGGCCCUUGUCACGCGGGGCUGGGCCCAGUGACACCUGCCGAAGGCCUGGGGCUCUGAGGGGCGGUUGUGCUGGCCUCACUCGAGUUGCUCGGGGCUGGAAGGGCAGCCUGGGGCUCUGGCCGACCCUCUGCUGCGGGCCGUGUCCGGUGCUGUCGCUGGCUGCGGAGGAGCUGGGCAACCAGAACCCAGCAGUCCCCUGCAGGCUGUUGCUGCCUCUGCCAUGCUCGUUCGGCCCCGCUGGUCUCCCUGGGGGCCGUUGCUCCCCUGCGCUGCCUGCCCCUCACCCCACGCACCACAAAGGGGAAGUUAGCGAGAAAGGAAGUCUCCCCGUGCACUCACUCCACUGCAGCAGCCACCGCUCCCCAUUACCGGCACUGCUGCCCUCCGCAUAUACCCCUGCCAGGCCGGUC